GCCUAUAUAAACCCUGAACACACACUCAGGCGGUACUCUCCUCACGCACGCAAGAAAGAAUUCCAGUUUCAGUUUCAGUUUCGUUCUCCUUUGGCUUCUCUCUCGUUCUUCUCGCCCAAUACCCUAAUUUUUGGAUUUCUGUAAAAUCCCCAAAUUAAUCAAUCAAUGCCAGGCAAGCGCUUUCGCUUAACUCAUACGCAGAGCUUCAGCGACAUUGGUUUCAGCAACCACCGACUUUCGCCGUGGGACGCUGGUUUCGUUGCUGAUGACACGGACAAUCAGUCUCUCCAGAAGAUUAUCACGGUUUCGCCUCCCCAGCCGCUGCUGCCAGAGAAAGAGAAGGAUAUAGGAGGUGGAUUAGUGAAGACUGAGCAUUUUCUUGAUAGGUGUGGCUAUUGCAAGAAGAGAUUGAAUAAAAAACAGGAUGUCUAUAUGUACGGUUACUUGGGUGCUUUUUGUAGUCCUGAGUGCCGUGAUGCACAGAUUGCAAUUGAUAAGGCAGGGCAGGAAGUUCGUGGACAAUCAAUCGGAACAAAGACUUGAAGCAACGGGACGAAUAAAUUGUAUCUAGCU
Populus euphratica (Euphrates poplar) is the source of this 573-nucleotide messenger RNA. Its product is annotated as senescence-associated-like protein (DUF581). Bases 166 to 543 code for a protein of 125 amino acids. The transcript has 3 exons. The record is from RefSeq and is a predicted model, not a curated record. Lineage: Eukaryota; Viridiplantae; Streptophyta; Magnoliopsida; Malpighiales; Salicaceae.